Molecule: messenger RNA, 1749 nt
Organism: Symbiodinium necroappetens
Lineage: Eukaryota; Dinophyceae; Suessiales; Symbiodiniaceae
Source: the annotation of a GenBank genome assembly
AUGGAGAAGCACAAGACCUUCGAGCGCGACGUGAAGAAGGGCCUCAACAACGAAGAGAGGAUGGACCCAGAUCAGGAGAAGCGGGCGGAAUGCAGAGCCUGGAUUCGAGAGUUCGUGAACCAGCUCUUGCAGGAGGUUGAUGAGUUCACCGCUGCCAUUGAGCAGCUUCAGAAGAAGAAGACAUCCAAGAGCUCCAACGACGAGUCCCAGUCGGCUUUCAACAAAAAGAUGCAGGAGUCACAUCGAUGGCAUGUCAACAAGCUCGAGCAGCUCCUGCGAAAGGUGGAGAACCAAGACAUAGACCUCGAAAGCUUAGACGACUUGAAGGACAGCUUGGAAUGCUACCUGGAUCCCGAGCAGAACGUGCGGACCCCUGAGGCCUUUGCAAACUUCGACGACACCUACUCGGACUACAACCUUGAGGAGGUUCAGGACUACCUUGCUCAACGUGUUCCGAGCCACAAAGAUGAUGAGAGGGAGGAGAGGGAGGAGCCGAAAAAGGAGGAGAUCAAGCAGCCGAAGCCCGAGCCGGCCAAGCACAUGCCUAAGCCCGCCCCGACGGUUUCGGUGCAUCCUGUCCACAAGCCAGUGGUCGAGGAGAAGCCCGAAGAUCCGAGUUCAAGCGCGAGUGCUCCGGCAAAGACGGCCGCUCCCAAGCAGAUCGCAACAAAGGCGGCGACUGCAGCAGCAGCUGUGAUGCAGGCGGCAUCGCCACCACCUGUGCCGUCUCUGCCGACCCACCCUCCUCCACCGGCCCAGCUUCCACCAGCCCAGGCUCUGUCGCAGACGGGCCCCGCCACCCAGCCCACCCAGCCCACCCAGCCCACCCAACCGCCUCCCAAGCAGCCACCCCAAGUGGCACAGGGCCAGGCACCGCCGCAGCCUGAAGUGCAAACCGUCGCCACCGCCGUGCUGCAGGCCAGGGCCUUGCCAGCGCCCACUCUCCCCCCGACCGCUGCUGUACCGGCCAUGCCCAACCACAACGCCAGCCCACUUGAGCCCCCCAGCGUUCCACCGCCACCGCCCACACAGCCGGCGCAGCAGCCUGGACCCAAAAAACCACCAGCGAUCAACCGAGCCCCACCCAACGAAGCGCCGCCAGCUCAGCCGCAGGAGUCUCCUGUGCUUGCCGUUCCAGCUGUGCCUGCUGUGCCAGCGGCGAUGCCCGCCGUACCCGCUGUUCCAGCCGUUCCGGCCGUUCCGCCUGUGCCUGCUCCGGCACCAGCUGUGGUGCCACUUGAUGCAAACGCCGGAGCCCCGGCAUCGCCAGCAGCGUACGACGUGCCACCUCUGACCAAAGCACAGGAGAAGGCUCAUGCGCUCUUAGAGUCCUCUGCACGGCACAUGCCCCAAGCCGGGGACGUUCGAAGGAACAGGAAGUACCAGCCCCAGAAGUAUCACAUGCAGCAUGAUAGCCAGGGCAGUCCCGUGUACCCCACGGACACGAUCCGAAGCUUCGAAGAGCCUGCGCUCUUCGAACGCUUUGAUCAGGACACUUUGUUCUGGUCUUUCUACCAUCAGCAAGGCACCUAUCAACAGUACCUAGCUGCAAAGGAGCUCAAGAAGCUCUCCUGGCGCUAUCACACCAAGUACCUCACGUGGUUUCAACGGCAUGAGGAGCCGAGGCUGACAGCACCAGACUUUGAGCGUGGAACCUACGUGUUCUUCGACUUCGACGGCCAGUGGGCUCAGCGGAUCAAGGCGGACUUCACAUUUGAGUACGCCUGGCUGGAGUCCGGAGAGAUCUGA